Molecule: messenger RNA, 672 nt
Organism: Exserohilum turcica Et28A
Lineage: Eukaryota; Fungi; Ascomycota; Dothideomycetes; Pleosporales; Pleosporaceae
Exons: 1
Coding region: 1-672 (223 amino acids)
Source: RefSeq, a predicted model, not a curated record
AUGGCUCCUCGCGCCCAGCACAAACACCACAGCACGGCUCGUCCAGGUAGACACCGCGACUAUCUGAAUGCGCGUAAUGGUGCGGGUGUAGCUGCUAAUCGCUCUUCCGCUCUUGCUUCUGCUUCUUCUGCUGCUGCUACUGCUGCUGCUCUCAAGAAAUUGGAUGAGCGGGAGCGUGGCGGUGGUGCAGAGCGCAGUAUGGGUAUGCAUGUGGAUGCUAUGGUUCAUGACGGCUACGACUACGGCAACGCCAGCGAGAAGAGUAAGAAUGAGGGUAAGGACAAGGGCAAAGGUAAUGCUAGUCCUCGGUAUGCUUCUUCUUCUUCUUCUUCCCCUUUCUUCCCUACCACCACUACCGCCUCCAACAUCUUCUCCAACAACCACAACAACAACAACAAGGACGAAGAUGCCAACAAAGACAAGGACGCCGACGCCGACGACGACGAAGAAGAAGACGAACACGUCCCCAACAACAAGCGCUCCAUCAUGGUCGUGCCCCCGAAACCCCUCCUCGCCAAACGCGCCAAAAAACCCACUUCCAUCAUCAAGCGCGCCUUUACCAAUGAAAAGCUGCGUGCCAUUAUGGCGAAUAAACCCUGGCCGAGGGAACGCAAGAAGGCUGGGGCUGAGAAACCCGUGCUCAAGAUGGGGGUUCGGAGGGAGUAUAAGUAG